AUGGCGGACACUGAUCUGCCAAAGUCUGUCGUCAAGCGCAUCGUAAAGGCCAAGCUAGACUGCCUCGGUGAAGGCAAUGUGCAGCUGCAUAAGGACGCAACUCUGGCGCUUGCGGAAAGCGCCAAGGUGUUGAUCACCUUUAUUACUGCCGCCUCGAGUGACAUCUGCAAGGAAAAGAAGCGGCAAACAAUUUCAGCAGACGACGUGCUUGCAGCACUGGAGGACCUGGAGUUUGGGGACCUCGUGGCGCCGCUGCAGGUGGCGCUUGACGCCCACCGCCAGGCAGCCAAGGCCAAGAGCCAAAAGCGGGCAGAGGCGACUAAGAAGCGCAAGGAGCGGGAGGGCGCGGAGGCGGCGGCCGCGGCGGGCGGCGGCGCCGGCGACGCCGCGGCCGGCCAGGACCAGCGGCCGGCAGGCAGCGGCGAGGAGGGCGGCGGCGGCGCUGGCAGCGGCAGCGGCAGCGACGGCGAGGGCGAGGGCGGGGAGGACGGCAGCGACGAGGGAGAGGCGGACGGCAGUGGGGAUGGCGAUGAGGAGAAGGACGCGGAGGGGCAGGGGGGCGGCAGCGAGGAGGACAAGGAGGGGGCCGGGGGCGGUCAGCAGGAUGAUGGGGAUGAAGAAAUGGACGAGUGA
This is a messenger RNA of Monoraphidium neglectum, 633 nucleotides long. Its product is annotated as DNA polymerase epsilon subunit 3. Gene Ontology annotation, biological process: DNA damage response; leading strand elongation; heterochromatin formation. The transcript has 2 exons. NCBI's taxonomy places the organism in Eukaryota, Viridiplantae, Chlorophyta, Chlorophyceae, Sphaeropleales, Selenastraceae. Gene Ontology annotation, cellular component: epsilon DNA polymerase complex; CHRAC. Gene Ontology annotation, molecular function: chromatin DNA binding; protein heterodimerization activity. The record is from RefSeq and is a predicted model, not a curated record. The coding region runs from base 1 to 633 and encodes 210 amino acids.